CGAUAACAUAAUACUGAGAGAACAAAAUGGCCAACAAUGGGAAAAUGGGUGACUACAUCAUCAACGGAAGGACGAAGGCGAUGGUGGCGUGCUACCCCGGCUCCGGCAGCCACUACGUGAAGCACGUGGACAACCCCAACAAGGACGGCAGGUGCAUCACCGCGAUCUAUUACUUGAAUCUGGACUGGGACGUCAAGAGGUGCGGCGGGCUGCUCAGGGUGUUCCCUGAAGACACUAACCAGGUGGCCGACAUAGCGCCGAUCUUCGACAGGAUGCUGUUCUUCUGGUCAGACAGGCGGAACCCGCAUGAAGUCCAGCCCGCCUACAGCACGAGAUACGCCAUCACCCUAUGGUAUUUUGAUGCACAGGAAAGGGAAAAGGCGUUGAGAAACUACAAAAAACGCGGGCAGCCGUCGUCAAGCAAGUGAUGCACGUGACGUCACGUGGCUUGCAUGGCCCGGAUCCAAGCCGCCACGGCCCUAAUCCAAGCCGCUGCAGUCCCGGUCGAAGCCGCCGCGACCACGCAGCGAUACGAAGCAAUCAGUCCUAGAACUAGUAAAGUCAAAAGAUAAUAUCUCACAGCGCGAUGUUUUCCAAAUUUGUAUAAAAUUUUUGUAAGCAUAUUUUAUCAAUCAUAAUCCAAUAACUAAGGCGAUGGCGGUUGGUAUUUGUAUCAAUAAAUGAGGUCACGUCGUCUAAAAAAAUACAUAAAACAAUUUCAACCUUAUGUAACGAACUCAAGAUUUCAUUUCCCGAAUAGUCAAAACUUACUUCGGUCAAUUAAAGCUAUAUUUAUAGAUGUUAAUAGAUUUUGAUACUAAUUCUAAACACAACUACACAGCCCUCAUCUGCCAAUUAAUUACUGUUAUUAAAAAUACUUGAUAUAGCUCAAGUUUAAUCUAAUUUUUUGCAAUGAAUUGACAAAUUUAUUAGUCUCAUAAGGAUCAUAAUAUGUGUGGCCAAAAUGGGAACUAACAUAGAUCAAGUUGAUGAUUCCUAUUGGUCAAUACAAGAACUUUGACUACAGCGCCCUCUUUUAUGUCAUUCGUAUUUCACGAUCCUUUUUUGACUAUUUCCUGACGUCAAUGUUUUAUUUUUAUUUUAAUCCAAACUCAAUUUGUAUUUAUAUUUUUAAGCCUGAAUAGUAUUAUACCGUUAUAUCACACUACUAGAUUAUGUUCUGUCUGGUUAGUUAAUGUUACGCCUUUUGUUGGUGCUUUUUCAACAUGGAUUUAUCAAAAUCAAUAGAAAAGAAAAUCAUUCUAAUUAGUAAGGUACAUCAUGUCAAUCUGAACCUUAUUUAAAUAAGCAAUAUGAAAUGAAAAUGCAUGUCAAAAAUACAAGCACCAAUUAUUAAGCAAGGUGUAUACUUGCAUUGUAACAAGCCAUAUAAACCUACACUUUAGUUCGUUUUACUUUGAAGAAGUGAAGUCCAAAUAAUGUUAUGAAAUGUAACUUAUAACUCGCAUUUUAUAUCCAUAUAGCUUAAAAAGCGUGAUUAUGUUUUUUUUUAUUAUCUACUUAAUGGUUGUUUGCGUGGAUAACCUCAAAUAGACAGUGGCUUUACCCGACGUGAGAACCUGGAUGGACCUAAAGUUUCUUAAUUUUCUGUUUCGCUUAUAUGAUACUAAAAACGGUCCUCCGAGGUUCCUAUUUGGGCGAGGCUCCAGGCGUAUACCCCUAAAAUAGCCUCUGCAAAUAAAAGUCAUUCAGUCAGAGUAUGGAAUAUUUUGUGAUUUGAAGCGGCAUCAUAGUAGCUCCGUUUUAGAAUCCGAGAUUUUUCUGCAGUUUUGGUUAAUAAUUUUGCUGGCAGUGUCUAUUAGAGGUAACCUUUUUGGUUUGUCAUCGCAUCAAUGCAGUGAACAGUGAGAAUGGUUUAAGACUGAAUACUAUUCGAAACGUGUAUAUGAGAUUCAUCGACAUGUACAUUAUUAUUAUAAUUUAUUUAUCUACUUUGUAUUUCACACCGUUUUGUAUAUAUAAUG
Molecule: messenger RNA, 1985 nt
Organism: Manduca sexta (tobacco hornworm)
Lineage: Eukaryota; Metazoa; Arthropoda; Insecta; Lepidoptera; Sphingidae
Product: egl nine homolog 1-like
Exons: 5
Coding region: 27-428 (133 amino acids)
Biological process (GO): peptidyl-proline hydroxylation to 4-hydroxy-L-proline; cellular response to hypoxia
Cellular component (GO): cytoplasm; nucleus
Molecular function (GO): L-ascorbic acid binding; ferrous iron binding; peptidyl-proline 4-dioxygenase activity
Source: RefSeq, a predicted model, not a curated record